GCCCGCUGGUACUUGGCUGUGGAAGGAGCCACCGAGCUGGUGCCCGCCUCUGGGGACUCAGGGUCUCUCCACUGGGUUGUCUGAAUUUAUGACUCAAGGAGGGACCACACUGGCGGGCCAAGGAGAAGUGCUUGGAUUCUCUGGUGUCCCUGGCCAGCUGUCAUAGCUCUCAGGCUCACUCUUCCUGUCAGUGCUGUGAUGUUUCAGGGGCUUCUCCUGAAGCCCCUUGGGAGGCUGCUUCUUGCCUCAGGACCCCCACCCACUGCCUGCCUGUGCCAGCCACCUGGAGGAAGCCCUCCACUCCGUUGACGGAGGAGGCAGCAGACGUCAUAGAACUGCCAUUUAGGCCACAAGCUCUCCCUAAGCCUGCUCUGUGCCCAGCUCUGCUGAGCUGUGAGGACCUAGACGGGCCAGGGAGAUGGCUGCCUGGGAAGCCGUCAGGCGAGGGGAGAGAGAGACGCACACACAGAAAUGUGGACGGCAGGCACAAGACCGCUAGCAGACGAAGCAGGAUCUCGGCAUCUGGUGAGAGAGGUGGCGCUGAAUGACCUGAGGCUGUUCCAGAAUAAAGGUAUACACACAGCUCCGCUAUUGGCCUCCUGCUAGGCAAGCCAACAAAAGGAGCCCCCAGCAGGAAGCAAAGCUUUAAAUGAACAUGUGACCUCUCCGGGGCCCCCUGGGACCUGCCACCCACACUCACGUGGUUGGGGCCAUUCAGGGCUGUGGGUCCCAUGUGGACUGGAUGCCCAGCGUGAGUGUAUACCGUGAGGGCCUUUGUGCUCUCGGACAGCGUGGAGUGGUCAAGGAAGGCCUCCAGGAGGAAGAGGCGGCCCACCGCCCCAGGCAGCACAGUGCCUGCAGCUGCCUCUGGACGGAGGGACGGGAAGUGGCCAGAAGGGGAAGUGUGAGGAGUUCCCGUCCAGCCUGUCAUCAGUCUCCCCAGGUCUUGAAGCGGCGGCCCUGCUCCUGGCCGUGACCAUGGACCCUCUGGAGACCCCUAUCAAGGAUGGCAUCCUCUACCAGCAGCAUGUCAAGUUUGGCAAGAAGUGCUGGCGGAAGGUGUGGGCUCUGCUGUAUGCAGGAGGCCCAUCAGGCGUGGCACGGCUGGAGAGCUGGGAGGUCCGGGAUGGUGGCCUGGGAGCAGCAGGUGACAGGUCAGCCGGGCCUGGCCGGCGAGGGGAGCGACGGGUCAUCCGCCUGGCUGACUGUGUGUCUGUGCUGCCGGCCGACGGCGAGAGCUGCCCCCGGGACACCGGUGCCUUCCUGCUCACCACCACCGAGCGAAGCCAUCUACUGGCUGCGCAGCACCGCCAGGCCUGGAUGGGCCCCAUCUGCCAGCUGGCCUUCCCGGGGACAGGGGAGGCCUCCUCAGGAUCCACAGAUGCCCAGUCUCCCAAGAGGGGCCUGGUUCCCAUGGAGGAAAACUCCAUCUACUCCUCCUGGCAGGAAGUGGGCGAGUUUCCCGUGGUGGUGCAGAGGACUGAGGCCGCCACCCGCUGCCAGCUGAAGGGGCCGGCCCUGCUGGUGCUGGGCCCAGAUGCCAUCCAGCUGAGGGAGGCCAAGGGCACGCAGGCCCUCUACAGCUGGCCCUACCACUUCCUGCGCAAGUUCGGCUCCGACAAGGGCGUGUUCUCCUUUGAGGCUGGCCGUCGCUGCAACUCGGGUGAGGGCCUCUUUGCCUUCAGCACCCCGUGUGCCCCUGACCUGUGCAGGGCUGUGGCCGGGGCCAUCGCCCGCCAGCGGGAGCGGCUGCCAGAGCUGAACAGGCCCCAGCCCUGCCCCCUGCCACGGGCCACCUCUCUGCCCUCCCUGGACACCCCCGGAGAGCUGCGGGAGAUGCCACCAGGACCUGAGCCACCCAUGUCCAGGAGGGUGCGCCUGGCCGAGCCCGGACCCCAGAGCCUGCCGCUACUGCUAGGCCCGGAGCCCAGCGAUCCAGCGUCCGGGCUCUACGCCUCAGUGUGCAAGCACACCAGUGGGCCCCUAGGCAAUGAGCACCUCUAUGAGAACCUGUGUGUGCUGGAGGCCAGCCCCACGCUGCACGGCGGGGAACCUGAGCCACACGAGGGCCCCGGCAGCUGCAGCCCCACAACCAGUCCCAUCUACCACAACGGCCAGGACUUGAGCUGGCCCGGCCCGGCCAGCGACAGCACCCUGGAGGCCCAGUACCGGCGGCUGCUGGAGCUGGAUCAGGUGGAGGGCACAGGCCGCCCUGACCCUCAGGCAGGUUUCAAGGCCAAGCUGGUGACCCUGCUGAGUCGUGAGCGGAGGAAGGGCCCUGCCCCUUGUGACCGGCCCUGAACGCCCAGCAGAGUGGUGGCCAGAGGGGAGAGGUGCUCCUCGUGGGACAGGAGGGGUGGGCUGGUGGGCAAACAGUGGGCCCAUGCGGACACACGCCUGUGUCCACCCUGGCCUGCAGGAACAAGGCAGGCUGCCUGUGGAGGACCUCAGCCCUGCCCUGCCCUCCUCAUGAAUAGUGUGCAGACUCACAGAUAAUAAAGCUCAGAGCAGCUCCCGGCAGGGGCACUCACGGCA
Pongo pygmaeus (Bornean orangutan) is the source of this 2535-nucleotide messenger RNA. It is a transcript of the gene DOK3, whose product is annotated as docking protein 3. Bases 979 to 2301 code for a protein of 440 amino acids. Gene Ontology annotation, cellular component: cytoplasm. The record is from RefSeq and is a predicted model, not a curated record. The transcript has 7 exons. NCBI's taxonomy places the organism in Eukaryota, Metazoa, Chordata, Mammalia, Primates, Hominidae. Gene Ontology annotation, biological process: cell surface receptor protein tyrosine kinase signaling pathway; positive regulation of MAPK cascade; Ras protein signal transduction.